Mustela erminea (ermine) is the source of this 1537-nucleotide messenger RNA. RefSeq lists its product as uncharacterized. Bases 1 to 1506 code for a protein of 501 amino acids. The record is from RefSeq and is a predicted model, not a curated record. Lineage: Eukaryota; Metazoa; Chordata; Mammalia; Carnivora; Mustelidae. The transcript has 12 exons.
AUGGAGGGUGGAGAGGCAGCUAGCACAGGGGCUGCUUUGGGCCAGGACAGCUCAGUGUCCCCAGCCCUCAUGGUCAACCCCCAGGCCAGGCUGAUGGUUGUGGUGGAAGUAGAGGGAGGGCGAAGAGGAUCAGGCCCUACAGUCCUUCUGGAGGGGCCCAAGAGCAUCCGCUUGCUUCAGCCGGGUACUCCAGAUGCCCAGGAGGCUGAGCAGGAGCUGCUAGCACGAAUCCAGUCCACACUAGGCUUGGUGGCCCGAGGGUACAGUGUGGCCCUAUUGCUUCGGGGUCGGGAAGCAGAGACACCCCGGCUUGUACCUCAGCUGUUGCAGAUGCUGUUUGAGGAAGCUCUGCCUCCAGGGGGCCCUGAUCCUGUGCUUACUACCCUUAGCCUGGUGCAGCUCAGCCCCUGCGGGAAGACUCGGGACCUGCUCUCUCCAGGGACAGAGAACUUGUCAGUGCUAGAUGUGUCCCCCCUGGGCUUGGUAGUGGAAAAUGCCAGUGAGGUGGAGGUGUCUGACUCAAGAGUGGCCUCGGGGCUGUACUUGCAGGCUGCGGGCGAUGAAGGCAGGGCCUGCUCUCUGCUCACUGUCACCAUUUCCUGCCUGGGGCCUGAUCCUCCUGAGGGGCCUGGGAUUCAGGGCAUGUGGCGAGGGGCCUUGAGGAUCCUGCAGCUCCCCAGAGCCCUAGAUUGCCCCCUGCUGCAGGUAUUGGCUGGUAAGGUUAUUGGUGAGGAGGUGGAGGGCUCGUUGCCCUGGAUUGUCUCACGGCUCCUGGAAGGAAACAACUACAGUGGCCUUCUUCUUCGCCUGGACCCUCAAGGUGGCUCCCUGAGCUUGCUCUGGGCUGCUCUGUUGGGGGCUGAGGGAAGGAGGAUGCGGGCGAAACAGGUGAGGCCCACCCUGUGGGAUGCAGUAGAAGAGGGCCGGGCCCGCCGGGCUGGCCUGAAGAGCCUGCGUUCAGGCCUCCUUGGAGACAACCUGACGGACAGUGGGCUCAGCCAGUUGGGCAGGGCAUUGCGAGAAUUGCAGGUCUCAGAUGUGGCCUUGCAGUUCUUCUUGGCCCAAGCCCGGAGGAAGAGACUGCACGAACAGCACCAAAUAUGGAUCCAAGAGGAACUGAAGCGUUUGGGACAGGAGGAGGUGGUGGCAGGUGACCAAGUCAAAGCCCUGGUAGUUGGAAAGGAGGCCUCCAAGGAGAGGCAGAGAUGGCCCCGGGAGCAGACGAUGCUGAGACUGCAGCUGGAGGCCCUUCAAGCAGAGAAGGACACUGCGGAGCAGGACCUUGCAGCCCUCUAUGACCUGCACGUGCAGGCUGCCCGAGCUCAGACACGCCACAUGCUGCAGGUAUUCCGAGCCUGGCGAAGGUUGUGGGAGGAGCAGACCAUGACCACAGAGCAUCACCACCGCAGCCUACUGGCUGGUGUCCUACAAGACAACAUCAACCUGGCCAAGCAGAACCAGGAGCUCCAAGCCCAGAACCAGCAGCUUCAGCAGGGAGUAGAUUAGGCUGAGGCCAGUCAUUGGCAGAUUGCUGCCC